AGUCUGCGUCGUUUCGCGAGUGAGUUAUGGCACCGGCAAUGUCAUCGCGGAUUGCGAUACGGGAGAUCGGGUUUACUUUGAUCCUAUUGCUUGUGUUAUCCGCGCAGGCGGACUAUGAAUUCCACAGACAUGACGAGAUAUCAGUGAAUUCGAACGACAACAUAAUCUUGACAAGCCGCGACUUUCUCGAGCAGAAGAAUUUCAUGGCGCCAAAAGAUAGUUACACAUUGCAAGAAACCACGGAGUACUUGCUGUAUUUCAGUGCACUCUUGCGAGCGCGAAUAAUCGACACUUUCGGCAGCCUCCUGUACGAUUAUUAUGAUGACUUCAGUGUUACGGAAGUGAAUGCGUUGUACAAGAUAUAUUGGAAGAUCCUCAAACGACGAUACAACGUCAACCUAAUCCUCAGUGUUCUGAGGAAUCCGGAUACGAGGCCGUCCAGGAUCUGUGCCGAGAUCUACAGACACGCCAGGGAACCCUAUCUGAGGAGUAGCGUCAGCAUCUGCCGCAGAAUCAGAAAGCAGCACGAUCUUCCGCAUCCCGAUGAUUACAACACAGCCGCGUUGAAUAUUACAUACCACGUGUAUCAUUCAUCCAAUAUAUUGCAGCAAUAUCCCAGAGGUUUCUCUCUGGCGACAUUACUGAGACUCCUGCAGCGAGAAGUGUUGGUAAUCACGCCCAAUCUACUCUCUGGACUUUUAUAUAAUGUGAGAUACGAUAACUACGACGACGAUGUUCGCCUCGCUGAGAGGGAACUUAUACGACACUUUCGUGAAAUCUCGGAGACCACCGUCGAAAUUUCAGUGUCGACGAUGGAGCUGAGAAAGUUCCAUACUAUGAAUUCUUUCCUUAAGUACUACGUUGGUAUAUACGCCAAAAAAUUUUCGGACAACGAUCUAAAAAAAUACGCGCUCUUGAUUGCGAGAAGAAUUACCGACGACGUUGGCAUGAUCGACGAGAAUAUCUUGCUUGGUAACGUUUACGAGAACCAGGCGAUUCAUGUUGAAUAUCUCUUCGAUCUCGUGCUGCCUGAUGAUUUAAUUGAGAAAGACAUCAUCGUGACUAAGAAAUAUCUAGUGAUAAAAUUAAACAAAUUUAACGUGGUGGAAAAGUAUCUCAAAAUGCAGAAGUAUCAGCAGGCUAUUCCCGCUCAGCUGAUGAUGAAGAUCACCGGACAGCUGAUAGACAUCGACUUUGCCAAAAAUAUCGCGAUGUCUCUGCGGAUGCACGCAAAAUUCUGGCACAAGAGUCGCAUGAUCGAAAACCUCGACGAACUCUUGGAAUUGUUCUUGGAUGCCUAUGAGAAUUUGCGACAAUUGCCGCGCUAUAUCCACAUAAUGAAGAAAAUCGAUGAAAUCAAGGAGAAUUUGCAGGAUAUAAAGGAUGUCCCCAUUGAGAUUCUCUGUAAUGUUCCGCGAGCUUGUCUGCGAAUAGGUCUAAAACUGAUUUUACAUUGUAAAUUGAUAAAUUCUCUAAUCAAAAAUUUUCUGGAGAUGAGCGACGAGUGCGACAUUCAGAUACUGGAUUUAAGAUGCUCAAUAGAAAUCCCGUUUAAAAUAGCAAAGAAACGUUUUAGCACAACAUUGCUAACAGGCGAAACUACGAUUCAACGCAGUACAAUCUUUCGUAAAUUCAAAACGACUACAGUGCCUGUUGAAUUUAUCCAUACUACAAAGGCUCCAAAAAAAUCCAAAGAUCAAUCUACGAAAAUUUCGACUACGACCGAACCCAUGGCGCCAACCUCAACUAUGGCUAUAACCACUACGACAGCUGCGACAACUACACCAUUAUCUACAAUUACGACGUUACCCACGACUACGAUUUUCCCUGUUACAGAAUUACUUACGACUACGUUGCCAACAACAUCUACAACUAUGACAAUGUUGCCAACAACUACAACCUUGCCUACAACUACCACAACAUUACCUACAAUUAUCACAGAAGUGCCUACGACUAUCACAACAUUGCCCACAACAAUCAGUACAACAUUGCCUAAAACUGUGCCCACAACGAUCAGUACAACAUUGCCUACAACAAUUCCCACAACGACGACCGCGACGAUAACCACGAUAUCACCUAUAAUGGAGAUACCGAUGGUGGAUACCAAUGUGAUAACAAAACUGAAUCGUUCGAAGAUCAUAACAGAAAUUUUCACACCACGCGUUGACUUCAGAAAGACUUUGAGAAUACCAACUGCAACACCUGCCCCCGCUUGUGAAGCAGCUGAAUGCAUUACUGAACAAAGUACAACUAGCAAAUAUGUCGAAACGAUGCCUACUCUGCUCUCGACGACGCAAUCUUCAACAACAACGCCGACGAUGCAGAUUUCCACUCUUGAAUCUACUGAGCCACCGUAUCAUCAAGACUUAAUCACGGACUCUACAGUUUCAACAACUGAAUUGAUUGAAACGCCGACGAUGAAAGGCUGCGCGCAGAUCUGCUUAGAAAAAUGCGAAUUCAACGUCGAAACAUCGGGGAGGUCCUGUGAAACAAGCUGCGACUUCGUGACGGAAGGUUGCAACGAGGAUAAUCCUCCAGAGACGAGCUCUCAGGAAUGUGACAAGAGUUGCAAGUGCGAUACCAAAGAGAAGAACGGCGAGUGCAAGACCUUGUGUUCUUCGGAGAGCUCAUCCUGUGAGAAUGGCGACUGCAUGACAGUGCCGCCGUUAAAUAUAAAACUUGAACGUCCGCGAAUACGCAACAUGUGCGAGAUCCCGAAUCUCCGUCGUCAGUUGAGACGAUUGGCGAAGAUGCGGGUGAUCAGCGCGAUGUCACACGUUGAUGUUUCUAGAUCGAGGACGCCGCAUCAUCGAAACCAAAUUCCGACCAAGAAGCGGUACAAAAUGGUAGACAUCGAAAUACCUUAUUCCAAAAGCAAGAAAGUAAUGGAAUACGUGCAGCAAAAAUCUCUUCAUGGCAGGUUGAGCGGGAACGACAAAGAACAAAGGCGUCGCAAGGAACGGGAGCAAAUCUAUAGGUUGAACAAGCAGCUGUCAAAAAAACUCAACGGGAAACUGGACCGUAAAACGAUGCAUACGAGAGGGAUAUAUCCAUUUCGCCAUAGUCAUAUUAAAAGGAUAUCCGAGAAAGAUAUCCAUAAAGAUAAUCGACGCGAAAAAGGCCGAGAUCAGAGUUUAUUGAUUUAAAAUUACGUCGUUUUAGCAAAUAAUGUUAUUAUAGCUGUUAUGUAAUUAUAUGGCCGUCACUUUAUGCUCCGUUUAGCGUACUUUCCGUCCAUUUAAUCGGGUCAGAGGCGAAAAAUAUCGUGGAACGUAACGGGAGAAGCUAAUUAUAUUGAAGAACGUUUAUCGAAUUCAGCUAAACGAUUACUUCGGAGAUUUAAUUUAGUAGCCUAUAUUUAAUCGGAUCAUCGCGAGACUCACAUGAAUUAUAAAUUAUUUCUUCGACUCACAUGAAUUAUAAAUUAUUUCUUGCUUUCUCAAAGGCCGUCGUUGACGUCGCAACAAUUUUAAUCAAUUAGAGUUACGUUAAGAAGAUCUCUUAUCAGCAUUUCCAGCAACGAAUUUAUAUUACA
This is a messenger RNA of Atta colombica, 3535 nucleotides long. RefSeq lists its product as uncharacterized. Lineage: Eukaryota; Metazoa; Arthropoda; Insecta; Hymenoptera; Formicidae. The record is from RefSeq and is a predicted model, not a curated record. The transcript is spliced from 3 exons. The coding region runs from base 27 to 3146 and encodes 1039 amino acids.